CACAAAGGGUUGGCUAACUGACACAGAAGCUGUGUGUUUGUAAGACAGUUGAGACUCACCAGUGACAGCGUCAUUGACAUGGAAAUAAUUGGACAUGUGGAGGUUCAUAUUCCGCACCAAAACUCAUGCAAAAGAGAACGAGUCACACAUCAGCUGGGUCGAGAGGGAGUUUGCCAAUAUUAGAGAACAGGAAGAUGGAGACAUCAAGGAGAUCAACAUCACCCACGUGGUCAAGGAGGGCUCUGAGAAGGCAGACGCCUCGCAGUUCGAGCUGCUCAAAGUUUUGGGUCAGGGGUCUUUUGGAAAGGUGUUCCUUGUACGGAAGGUGACCCCUCCAGAUGCCAACGAGCUUUAUGCCAUGAAGGUCCUGAAGAAGGCCACUCUUAAAGUCAGAGACCGCGUGAGGACCAAGAUGGAGAGAAACAUCCUUGCAGACGUCAACCACCCAUUUGUUGUCAAGCUGCACUACGCAUUCCAGACUGAAGGGAAGUUAUACUUGAUCUUGGAUUUUCUCAGAGGUGGAGAUCUUUUCACACGGCUCUCUAAAGAGGUGAUGUUCACAGAAGAGGAUGUGAAGUUUUAUCUGGCCGAGCUGGCUUUAGGACUGGACCAUCUCCACAGCCUGGGCAUCAUUUACAGAGACCUCAAACCUGAAAACAUUCUCCUGGAUGAGGAGGGUCAUAUCAAACUCACAGAUUUUGGUUUGUGCAAAGAAGCCAUCGACCAUGAAAAGAAAGCGUACUCCUUCUGUGGUACUGUAGAGUACAUGGCUCCGGAGGUGGUGAACAGGCAGGGUCACAUUCACAGCGCCGACUGGUGGUCGUUUGGAGUACUGAUGUUUGAGAUGCUGACAGGAGCACUUCCGUUUCAAGGGAAGGACCGAAAAGAAACUAUGAACCUGAUUUUAAAGGCGCGCUUAGGAAUGCCUCAGUUCCUGAGUGUCGAGGCCCAGUCGCUGCUCAGGGCUUUGUUCAAGAGGAACCCUGUCAACAGACUGGGAUCGGGAGCUGAUGGUGCAGAGGAGAUCAAACGCCACGGUUUUUUCUCCACUAUAGACUGGAACAAACUCUUCAGAAGGGAAGUAAAACCCCCGUUCAGGCCAGCUGUAGCACGUCCAGAUGACACCUUUUACUUCGACUCCGAGUUCACAUCCCGCACACCGAAAGACUCUCCUGGCGUGCCUCCCAGUGCUGGAGCUCAUCAGCUAUUCAGAGGAUUCAGCUUUGUUGCAUCAAAUCUGUUGGAUGAAGAAGGUUUAGUGGAGCCAGUGCAGCCCACACCACACCCCGUGGUCCAGCAGCUUCAUGGAAAGAACCUUCUGUUCAAUGACGGGUACAUACUCAAGGAGGACAUAGGCAUGGGCUCCUUCUCUGUCUGUAAGCGAUGUGUCCACAAAACCACCAACACCGAGUAUGCUGUUAAGGUGAUUGACAAGACCAGCACAGAUCCGUCUGAAGAGAUUGAGAUUCUGCUCCGAUACGGACAACAUCCCAACAUCAUCACGCUGAAGGACGUGUACGACAACGGGAAGCAGGUGUUCCUGGUGACGGAGCUUAUGCGUGGAGGUGAAUUACUGGAUCGGAUUCUCAAGCAGAAGUCUUUUUCAGAGCUCGAAGCCAGCGCUGUGCUGCACACCAUCACCAAGACCGUGGAGUACCUCCACUCUCAGGGGGUUGUGCACAGAGACCUUAAACCCAGCAACAUCCUUUACGUGGACGAAUCUGGGAAUCCCGAGUCGAUCCGGAUCUGUGACUUCGGCUUUGCUAAGCAGCUGCGUGCCAACAACGGGCUGCUGAUGACACCGUGCUAUACCGCCAACUUUGUGGCUCCUGAGGUGUUGAAGCGUCAGGGUUACGAUGAAGGAUGCGACAUCUGGAGCCUGGGAGUUUUACUCUACACCAUGUUGGCUGGCUUUACUCCGUUUGCUAACGGACCUGAAGACACUCCGAAUGAGAUCCUGAACAGGAUAGGAAAUGGUCACUUCAGUCUGAAUGGAGGCAACUGGGACACCGUUUCUGAUGCUGCAAAGGAUCUUGUGUCCAAGAUGCUUCAUGUGGACCCCCAUCAGAGACUGACAGCCAGGCAGGUCCUCAAACACCCCUGGAUCGUUCACAGAGACAAGUUGCCCAACAGCCAGCUCCCACACCAGGACCCCAAACUGGUCAAGGGUGCGAUGGCCGCCACCUACUCCGCCCUGAAGAACUCCCAACCCCCUCCAGAGCUCAAGCCCAUCGAGAGCUCCUUCCUCGCCCAGAGGCGUGUCAAGAAGCUGCCGUCCACCUCCCUGUAGAGACUCAACAGCUGAUCAGGUCACCGGGGGCUCACCAGCACCACGCGGCUUUGCUUUGGGACGUUGCGUCCAGCCUCCAAAUGAAAAGAAUAUAUGUAUAAAAAAAAAGAUUUAAAAAACAGCCAAGGAACACAAACAGUGGUCCUGCACUUGCUAUCUGUGUGUGGGCCGAUGUGAUCCGAGCAGCAAGACGAGGGGGGAGGGGGGAUGUCUUACUGCCGUGUGGAUGAGCGACAUGUGAGCGAGUGAUUGCAUGAACCUGCAACUGUUUUUGAUGGUGACAUGAACGUUUUCUCUCUGGAUCGUUGCUGUAGUUGAUCCUCGCUGCACGCUUGUCCGUCUGCCUGUUCCGUUGUCCGUCUGUCUGAUUUUCUUUUUUUUGUUUGUUUUUUUUGGGGGGUUUUUUUUGCAGAGUUGAUGAGCUUUAUGUUUCUAAAUGCGCUGCCAAAUCAAUCUGCACCAACAACACACACUCACACACACACACACACACACACACACACACACACACACACACACACACACACACACACACACACACACACACACACACAAACUGUUCAGCUGCUGUUCAAUGUUUUUCAAAGAGCAUAAUUUCAUAAAAAUAUAAAACCUCUUUCCACAAACGCCUUGUUGGUUUUGGUACAACCAAACCAGAUGAGGUGGAUUCUGGGGAGGAAGAAAAAUACACGAGUAUUUGCUUUUACAGUGCGAUUGUGUGCGAGUGUGUGAGUUUGUGUGUGUCAGUUGCAUGACUUGCAGUUUAUGUUUGUUGUCUUGCGGGAUGCUGCAGAGCCGUGCAUGGUCUGGUGACGUAAUGAUGUCAUGUGGCUUCCUCGUUUUUUCUGCUCUCCCUUUUCUCAGCUUCGUAAAUCUGUUUGCAAACAUUUGAAAUGUUGACUAUUUUUAUGACUACAAAACUAGUAAAGUAGGUGGCUUUCCGUGAAAGAAAACCUGCCCGAGGAACAAUGUGGCAUGUUGCAGUUUGCUAAAUGACUUUUUUUUCUGAAAGAUGUAUUUUCAAGGCUGUUUCUUGUGUUUUCAGCUUUUGUUGUUUGGUUUUUCAUCUCAAGAAAGUGGGGAUUUAAAAUGGUAAAAGACACGCUGAGCUGAUCUGUGGACUUGUUGCCUUGCAGGUCUCUUCUUCUUCCCUCAUUGUGGAAUUUCCCUUUUUAUGCAAUUCCUGAGUUUGGAAUUCACCUUUUUUUUUUCUACACUCGACAGACCUUGAUUUUGAGAUGUUCUGAAGAAGUGUGUCUCAAACCGAUUCCCACAGAUGGGUAGGUCCUGCUUUCAGCUCGGUGCCUACAUGUGAGGAAGCAUGUCUGGAGUAGAAAACGGGAUUGAGAAUGAAAGAAGGAAGGACCUGUAAGGCUGAAUAAUCUGUUAGCCAGCUUUCUUACCUCUAAAGGGAUCAAAGUUCUGAUAUAUUUCUUGUUUGGUGGUCUUUUGACUGAUGGUAUUAUGGUAAGAUGUUAUUGUAUGAUAAAGAUGAAGAUUUUUAUAUCUUAUGAUAUUAAAGAUUGAGUUGCUAUGA
Nothobranchius furzeri (turquoise killifish) is the source of this 3827-nucleotide messenger RNA. RefSeq names its product ribosomal protein S6 kinase a, polypeptide 1 (gene rps6ka1). Gene Ontology annotation, biological process: positive regulation of DNA-templated transcription; peptidyl-serine phosphorylation; intracellular signal transduction. The record is from RefSeq and is a predicted model, not a curated record. Lineage: Eukaryota; Metazoa; Chordata; Actinopteri; Cyprinodontiformes; Nothobranchiidae. Gene Ontology annotation, molecular function: magnesium ion binding; ATP binding; protein serine/threonine kinase activity.